AUGAAGUUGCUGAUUAUGAUGUGCCUAACCAGCCUCAAUUUGAGCAACAGAGGCUUUUGUAUCUUCUGCCUGACGGUGCCGGAUGAAGGCGCGUUUGCCUUGAGUUGCCGCGGUCGGAUAGUCUCUACGGUUCAGCGAGAAGUGUUUAGCCUCAUGGUGGUUUGUCUUCGGGCUUCGUCUGCUUCGCCGCCGAAGAAUGUGUUCCACGCUCCACUUGAGUGGUCCACCACGACGUCCAGUGCCUAUCGCCCAGAACGCUGCCUUGAGAGACAAUCAGACGCCAGAGUCUGA
This is a messenger RNA of Protopolystoma xenopodis, 291 nucleotides long. The record is from the annotation of a GenBank genome assembly. Lineage: Eukaryota; Metazoa; Platyhelminthes; Monogenea; Polystomatidea; Polystomatidae.